AGAGAUGGCAGGACAGUGGAUGAUGAUCCUGAUUGGCGUUUCGCUGUGGAUGACUUGCUCCGCAGCUCCAACCGAAUGCCACUUCAACUCUCAAGCUGUGUGCGAGUAUGAGGGAAAAAAAUACUCAUUGGGUCAGACCUGGAUGGAGAAGGGGUGCAUUCAGUGCACCUGUCUGCACCCUUUCGGUGUGGGCUGUUGUGAAACUGUGCAGCAGCCAGUGGACUUCCCGCCUUGGUGCCAGGUACGAGUUGAAUCUGUAACCUGCAAGGUGAGCCUGGUGCUGAGCUCUGACCCGCGUCUGCCCUGCAUUCCGGGAGAGGGGAACAGUGUGGAUCCCAGCCAUGGAGAAAUGAACAUGCAACUAGCAGGUUAACAAGACAACAAAGCA
Molecule: messenger RNA, 388 nt
Organism: Clarias gariepinus (North African catfish)
Lineage: Eukaryota; Metazoa; Chordata; Actinopteri; Siluriformes; Clariidae
Gene: msmp1
Product: microseminoprotein, prostate associated 1
Exons: 3
Coding region: 5-373 (122 amino acids)
Source: RefSeq, a predicted model, not a curated record